Messenger RNA from Eptesicus fuscus (big brown bat), 3475 nucleotides. It is a transcript of the gene FAM107B, whose product is annotated as family with sequence similarity 107 member B. The coding region runs from base 1 to 927 and encodes 308 amino acids. The record is from RefSeq and is a predicted model, not a curated record. Lineage: Eukaryota; Metazoa; Chordata; Mammalia; Chiroptera; Vespertilionidae. The transcript has 5 exons.
AUGUCCACAUGGAAAACAAGGCUCGCCAAAAGACUGAAAUCUCCAUCUAGAAGGAUGCAUCCAUUUCCAUGUUCAGCUCUGCUGGCCUGUUUUGGGAAUACGAGGGAGAAUGCUCCAUGCGAUCAGCCCAUAGUGCCUGAUACUCAUUCCACCAUCUAUGAUCAGCCCAUGGCCAAAGCAUGUCGACACCCAAGUCACCCGAAAGGGGAAGAAGGGACUCCAGAGAAAAGGCGAGAUUCCGGCACCCAUUUAGACAGAAAUGGCAAUGCAAAUCGGAAUUCAAGUAACCACACUGCUGUCCAGCCUGCUGAGAUCUUUGCGGAUAUGCCUGGGUCUCCAGAUGGUGAAUUGGACUGUGAAGUAGUUACUUUUCAGACUUCUAUCCCCAGACCAUCAGUUAUUGAAAUGCCAAUGGAAGAAGAGGAAUCCCAAGAAAAACCUAGAUGCCUUCAGCUGGAACAUAAGAUGACAUCAGACAGCCCGUUGGAGGAUCCUGACCUUAAGGACUCAUAUCUCAUUCCCAGAAACAUCAUGGCUGAGCCAGACUAUAUAGAAGAUGACAAUCCUGAACUAAUUAGGCCUCAGAAACUUGUCAAUCCUGUCAAAACAUCCCGCAACCAUCAAGAUCUUCACAGAGAACUUCUUAUGAAUCAGAAAAGGGGUCUUGCCCCUCAGAAUAAGCCAGAACUGCAGAAGGUGAUGGAAAAAAGAAAACGAGAUCAAGUAAUAAAGCAGAAGGAAGAAGAAGCACAAAAGAAGAAAUCUGACUUGGAAAUAGAACUAUUAAAACGGCAGCAGAAGUUGGAGCAGCUUGAACUUGAGAAGCAGAAACUGCAAGAAGAGCAAGAAAACGCCCCAGAGUUUGUGAAGGUUAAAGGCAAUCUUAGGAGAACAGGCCAAGAAGUGGCCCAAGCCCAGGAGUCGUAGGCCCACGCCUCAGAGACCCCAAGGAAGCUGUGAGCAGGCAUCUCCUCAAUUCUUAAUCUCAGGGCAAAAGCCCCUGGGAGCAUCCCAGCCAGCAGAGAAUUGUUGCUUAAAAAAGGAUUUGGACUUGGUUCACCUACAGUCUGGGUGGGUAAAUUACCUGUGACAGUUGCAAUUCCUAUUCGCCAAACAAAGGACGUUGACCAGCACUUAGGUUGGGAUCUGGACCUGUGUUCAAAGACUUUUUUUAAAAAAAGGAAGAGGACACUGGAGUAAAUUCUUGAGAGUUGCACUACUUGGUUUUUCUUCCGAUCCAAGUUUAGUGGGGCACAGAGCCUUUUUUCUUUUAAAACCUAAAGAAAAUGUGUUUCAUUCUUCCUUUAGUUAUCUAUUAGAUAAUUUAGAUCACACAGAAAUACAUUUGAUCUGUUACAGUCAAUAUUCAUCAAUUCUAUUUUGAGAAUCCAAAUUUUCUUGUUUAAUUUAUACCUUCACCCAUGUUAGGAUUCACACCUGAGAAUGUUGAUGUUAAUGUUGAGCACAGCUAUCACCUUUAUUGACAUCAAUAGGGUGAGAAGGUUUAAAAAUAUGUAAACAGACAUACGUAAACAAAAAUACGUAAACGGCCAUUUUUAUCUUGUCUUAACUCCUUUUGGUUAUGGUUCAUGGUAACAUUCCAGUUAAGAGAAGGCACAUUCUAUAAACCCAUUUAUUGCUUUGAUAACUAUUAGGGUUUUUAAAAAUAUUUCUUGCUGAGCUAGCUCCUUUUAUAUAUGAAAUAAUCUCCGUAUCUUUUGGAGAAUGAAAGCUAGUCCACAUAACUGAACUUCAGUGUCAAAAGUAGAGAGUCCAAAUCUUUUGAUUCCUUCUGAGAGCAGUGUGGGGAGUGCUCCCAUUGGGAGCCUGGGAAGGAGGAAUGAUUUUAGUAUUUUAAUGUGAAGCAAACAUAGAUUGGUCUCAAGAGGCCUCGUUGGAAGAUUCAUAGCAACUGUACAUGUUGAAUGUUACCCAUUUCUUUUUUUUUUUUUCUUAAGAAGAAAGACUAUUUCCCCACUCUCUUAGUUAUGAUGAUGGUAUUGAUAACGAUGACGUUUUUGACUACUGUACUGCAUCUCAGGAAAAGCCCAGGUAAAGGGAGAAGCUGCUCAGUUUUCCCACCCUAGCAAGCUACUCAAAGUGAAGCCCAGGUUACCAGUAACAGCAGAGUUCUUAGACAUUUUAUACUGCUGGUAUGAUCCUUUCGACUUGGGUGGUCUGGAAGAAUUGGUGUGGAUUCAGUAUGUUCUCCCUAGAGACGAUUCAGCCAGUAAUUCCUACAUUGAAGACUCUUCUUAUAAUUCCUCUAAAAGCUUGUAGAAAGCUGGAUUCUGAGCUUCUGCAUUCUUAGUAAGCAUAGUAGAAAUUAGCUUUCUGUGGGAAUGCUUUAAUUUUUAUACUUAACAAUUAGGCUCAUAUUCAGUCCUGAUGUGAACAAGAUAAAAGUAAAUGCAAUGAUCGUAUACUGCUAGUUCAGGAAUAUGUGAAUUACACCUGGAAUGGAUGAUUUCUCUCAUCAGCAAGUAUUAUUUGAAUAAAAUAGGAGGUGCUUAAGAUAAGAUACUGCUCUAUAAUAGUUUGCUUUUGAAGGAUGGAACAGUAGCUAUUUUUCCCAUCAUUCUUCCUUAUGAGAGAAGAAAGUACGUUAACUGAUCAUCUUGAAAGUAUAUUUCUGAUUGCACAUUGACUGGAGUUCUUUCUUUGUGCAUAUGGACUAAUGAUGUGAUUUGUAAAAUGAGGAUUCAGGACUGGCCUUACAUACCCUUUAACUGCAUGCAAGGUCUUUAGAUCCUGUGUCCUUGAAGCAGUUCUGCCACCUGAUAAAAUUCUCAGGAGCUCUGACAGCCUCCUUCAGAAGGACCGGUUCUGUUCCUAGAACUUACCUAGAAUUCAUUCUUCCCUAGGAGAAAAUAAAUUACAAAAGCAUUUCCCUCCCAAUCUCACUCACAGAUCUUCAGAACUAUUUGUAGUUAGUGUACGAGGUCUGGCCAAAAGAAGACUUGUAAAUAGCAUACAGUGAUGUCUUAAGACUAAACAGUGGAAGGUCCACAUAGAGAAGCUCUUUGAAGUCAUCAGAUCAGCUUAGCUCACAGGCCCGAGUUUAAAAAGGCAUCAGUCUCCCCCACUCUUUAAUACUGCACAGUCCAAACCCCUAGGACUCAUGAACAUCCUGGCAGUUUGUGCUUUGAGCCACUUUUUUUACAAAAAUGGCUCCAUUUUUCCACUCUGUGGUUUUCUUAAACUAGUUCAGUGUUUUAUAGUCUCCUAGUAGUAAAGUAGUGUUGCUUUCUAAGCUAUAACAGUUGACUUUAUUCUUCUACUCUGAAAAAUCUUGACUUGUUUGAGUGUAUAUAAUAUAUAUUAAGGGAGCCUUAAUGGAUUUGUUUUCAUAAUUUAAUAUUUUUUGUAUUUGCUCUUGUAUAAUUGUUUUUAAUGGAAAGUAUUACAGAAUUGAGGGUGGAAUUCUUAGAGCCAAAGUUAUUCUUAAUAAAAAUCACCACUUGCUUGGACCAUG